UGUAAAUCUCAGAAACCGACCCAUAAUCCCAAAUCCCAAUCAUCACUUUCCGUGUCACUCUCUUCCUCUCCCACGUUUUAUCUUCCUUUAUGGGUUUUAACUUCUCUUCUUCUUCUUCCUCCAUUUUCUCAUUUCAAACCUCUCUCUCAAGUUUUUUCGGUUUAUCUAAUCAUCGACGAUGAGGCUUUACGUCUACGUCUUACAAGCGAAGGAUUUACCGGUUAAAGAGACGUUCGUGAAGCUUCACGUUGGGAAACACAAGUCGAAGACGAGAGUUUCGAGAGAUACUUCGAAUCCGAUCUGGAAUGAAGAAUUCGUUUUCAGAGUUAGUAGCGUUGAGGAAGGUAAUGCUGUUGUUGUAUCGGUUCUCCAUCAUGACCAGGAUCUUCACUCAGUGCAGUCGAAUGUCUCCACGGUGUUAAUUGGUAAAGUUCGUAUUCCGCUUUGUUCCGUCGCCGGUGAAGAGAAUCAGACUCUGUUGCCGACGUGGUUCGUUAUCGAAAAGCCCAGUGAUGGCAAGUUCGUGAACAUCGAAUGUGGUGUUGGAAUCUGUAUUUGUGUUUGUACAUGCAUGUCUUGGUUUAUCGCUGGAUUUAAACUUUACCUUCGUAUUGCAGGAAAAAUCCUUCUGAGUCUGUCUUUGCAAGGGAAGAGGGAAAGUAUCUCUGGGGAGAAAGCCCUCCAUGAUAAGCAGGAUAUCAACUUGGAGGGCGUAAAAGAACUCGAAGGGUCGCCUAAACGGCGUAAACACCAUGAUGGGAAGCACAUAAUGAAGAAUUUUGUCAACCACAUUGACAAGCUUUUUCAUAAGAAAGAGGAAAUCUCUAAAAGACUCAACGACGAGCCAGCAGGAGAAAGUGUAACCUCAAAUUAUGAGGAUGCCACAGACAAACCAUCUUCCUCUGCUUCUUGUACUAGCUUUGAGGAAGGCCUUAAUCUGAUGCAAUCUAGCGACAGUGGAAAAGAAGAAAUGCCUGAGAAUCUUCUAGGGGGAAUUCUUCUUGAUCAGAAAUAUUUAGUCUCACCUUCUGAUCUUAACAAAUUUCUUUUCUCGCCAAAUUCGCAAUUUAGGAAAGAGUUGGCUGAACUUCAAGGUUUAACAGAUGUACAGGAAGGGCCUUGGACAAUGAUACAGGAAGAUAAUCCUCGUCUAACACGGGUUGUCACAUACAUUAGACCCGCAACAAAGAUGGUUAAAGCAGGAAAAGCUACAGAGAAUCAACUUUACCGGAAAGCGAGUGGGAACCAGUUUGUUAUUUUUGUUAGUGUAAGCACACCAGAUGUUCCCUAUGGACACACCUUUAAAGUAGAGUUGCUUUACAAGAUACUACUUGGAACAGAGCCAAAUGCUGGUGGUGAAUCUUCUCGACUGAUUAUAUCGUGGGGAAUUCAAUUCAGUCAAAGUACUAUAAUGAAAGGUAUGAUUGAAGGAGGUGCUAGGCAAGGGCUUAAAGAGAGCUUUGAGAAAUUUGCUGAUCUCCUUGCUAAGAGCUACAAAACUCUUGAUCCGGCUGUUGUAUUGGACAAGGAUCAGGUUAUAGCCACAGUGCAGUCAGAGCAAAAGACUGAUUUGAAAUCAGCUUUUCUCUACUUCUGGAGUUCCUCUGUCGUCUGCGCUGUUCUUUUGUGUGUGUAUGUUGUGGUGCAUAUAAUUCACUGUGAGCCCAGCAAAAUCCAAGGACUUGAGUUCUAUGGGUUUGAUUUACCUGAUAGUUUUGGAGAGCUAUUCUCUAGUGGAAUACUAGUUCUUCUUCUGGAGCGUGUUUAUAUGAUGACAGUACACUUUAUACAAGCUAGAUUGCAUCGAGGAAGAGAUCAAGGAGUCAAGGCCAAUGGUAAGGGAUGGAUUCUGACAAUAGCUCUAAUUAAGGGCACAAAUUUGGCUUCAGUGGAAGAAACAGAGCUCUUUGAUCCUUAUGUUGUUUUCACUUGCAAUGGGAAAACAAGAACAAGCUCUGUCAAACUUCAAGCUCAAGAUCCACAGUGGAAUGAGGUAAUCGAGUUUGAUGCAAUGGAGGAACCACCGUCGGUAUUAGAUGUGGAAGUAUUUGAUUUUGAUGGACCAUUUGACCAGGGUGACUCUCUUGGACAUGCGGAGAUCAAUUUCUUGAAACAUACAGCUGAUGAACUUGCGGACUUAUGUGUUCCUCUAGUUGGUCACCACGCUCAAGCGUCUCAGUCAAAGUUACAGUUGAGAAUUUUUCUGGAAAACAAGAACGGGGUUGAAACAAUGAAAGAUUACUUGAGUAAAGUGGAAAAGGAAGUCGGAAAGAAGUUGAACAUUCGGUCACCACAAAAGAACUCCGCUUUUCAGAAACUGUUUGGUUUGCCACAUGAAGAGUUUCUUCUCAAAGAAUAUACAUGCUACUUGAAGAGAAAACUUCCUGUGCAGGGCAAGCUCUUUCUGUCAGCUAGAAUUGUGGCGUUCUACUCAAAUUUGUUUGGACACAAGACAAAGUUUUAUUUCCUUUGGGAAGACAUUGAUGACAUCCAACUGCUUCCCCCAACACUUGCUUCUUUAGGUAGCCCUUUGCUGCUCCUUACUCUAAAAAAGAACAGAGGUCUUGAUGCGAAGCAUGGAGCUAAAUCUCAGGACGAGGAAGGAAGACUUUGGUUCCAUUUCCAGUCAUUUGUGUCAUUUGAUGCGACUAGCAGGACAAUAAUGGCUUUGUGGAAAACGAGGACGUUAAGUAUAGAUCAUAGAGCACAUAUAGCAGAAGAAGAACUAGAUGUAUCAGAUCCUUUUCUCUUACCUGAAGAUGUUGCAGCUGUUGCGGAUUCUGAUGCAUUAAAGAUGUCGAAAGUCUACUCGUGUGAUCUACCUGGCGAUGUGGAACUGGUGAUGAAGAUUUUUGAUGGAGGAGAAAUGGAGCGUAAGAUCAUGGAGAAAUCUGGAUGUCUCAGUUACGCGAGUACAACAUGGGAAUCUAAAAAAUCAGGGAUCAACGAAAGACGCCUUUCUUACAAAUACAAUCACUAUGUCUCUGUGUUUGGAGGUGGAGUCACUUGCUCACAGCAGAAAUCUCCAGCUCCUAAUGAUGAAGGUUGGAUCUUGAAUGAGAUUGUAGCUCUUCACGAUGUUCCAUUCGGAGACCAUUUUCGCGUUCAUCUAAGGUAUGAGGUGAAGAAAGCAGGAGUUGAUUGUAAAACAAGUAAGUGUGAUGUUUACUUGAAGAUCAGGUGGCUCAAGCCAAUUAAGUUUGAGCAGAGAAUAAGCAAAAGUAUAAUGGAGAAAUUCAGGAAUCGAUUGAAGGUUAUUUUUGAUUUGUUCCAGAAAGAGUGUUGCAAAUUCAUCUUUGACACUUCUUUGACUAGUAAAUAGAACUAUACUCGUUUUAAGAUUGCACUCAGUCCAAACCCACCUUUUUUUCUUCUUCUCGUGACUAAAUUUGUCACAUUAGCCAUUUCUUUGGUGGUUUAAACAAUAAUCACAAGAUUGGUGCUUAGCUACUCAGUUACUGCCAAAUAUGUCUUGCAAACUUUGGCAUUCGAAUCGCUUCCACGUAAACACUGUUAAGCAUGAUUGGACAUUGUUUUUUCUUUUGUUAUUACUGAGUCAACUUUAUUAACGUCAUGAGCACAAAAAGAAUUUUUG
Thlaspi arvense is the source of this 3595-nucleotide messenger RNA. Lineage: Eukaryota; Viridiplantae; Streptophyta; Magnoliopsida; Brassicales; Brassicaceae. The record is from the annotation of a GenBank genome assembly.